AUGUUUAUUCGAGUCGCGUCCCGUGAGUCGCGUGUCCUUGACGAGGUGCGCAGGCGCCGAUACGAUGCCAACUCGGGGGUCAUCACAGUCCCUUAUAUAUUAGUCAGGUUUUUACCAGAACAAUCAGUGUUCAACGGACAUACAAAACAAUCAAACAAAAUGUUCAAAUUGCUGUUAUUCGUCGCCCUCCUGGCUUUCGCCGCAGCCAAGCCCCUGGUGUACACAGCACCACUAGCUGCAGCAUACACAGCACCUGUUGCUUACUCUGCAGCAUACUCAGCGCCGGUUGCUUACUCUGCAUACAGCGCUUACUCUCCGGUCGCUUACUCCGCCUACACUUAUGCGUCACCAUAUUCAUACUACCUUUGA
This is a messenger RNA of Danaus chrysippus (African queen), 369 nucleotides long. The record is from the annotation of a GenBank genome assembly. Lineage: Eukaryota; Metazoa; Arthropoda; Insecta; Lepidoptera; Nymphalidae.